Molecule: messenger RNA, 669 nt
Organism: Trachymyrmex cornetzi
Lineage: Eukaryota; Metazoa; Arthropoda; Insecta; Hymenoptera; Formicidae
Product: trihelix transcription factor GT-4
Exons: 5
Coding region: 1-669 (222 amino acids)
Source: RefSeq, a predicted model, not a curated record
AUGGAAAAAACUAAACGAGAUACUGCCAUGCAAUCUGUAGAAAGUAAUACGUUACUAGUUAAAAAUAAUGCAAGUACGUCUAGCGAACACUCCAACACUGUUGAAUGCACGUCGGAAAGUACAAAAGGUACACAUCUGUGGAAUAAAUCAGAAACUACAUUAUUAUUGCAAACAUAUAAUGAAUACAAAGAUCAAUUUCGUAAUGGUAAAGGUACUGUAAAGCAAUAUUGGGAGAAAAUUGCCAAAAUUAUGCAAGAGAAAGGAUAUGAAGUAACAGGAGUCAAAUGUUCAACAAAAUUUCAAUCAAUGAAAAGAAUGUAUAAAGUUAUUUCGGACCAUAACAAAAAGAGCGGGAAUAAUCACAAGGAAUGGGAGUAUUUACAGAUAAUGCAAGAACUGUUUGCUGAUAAACCAUGGAUACAACCCUUAUCAGUGGCAGGGUCACAUGUAAAUGAGACAGAGGAAAAGGAGAAUAUAUUAAAAGAAAGAGGAAUUAAAAGAAAAAAGAAGUUAAAUGCAUUUAUAGAAGAAUAUAUAUUAAAUAAUGAGGAAGAACGAAAAAGAAGAAGAGAAAGUCGAGAAAAAGAGCACAAAGAAAAAAUGCUUUGCUUCAAAGGAAUACAAGAUGUAUUGCAACGAUUACUAGAAAAAGAAGAUAAAAGCACUUAA